AUGGCCCAGGUUUCACAGGUAGCAGAGCAGCUAAGGCACAAAGAUGCUCCUUCCCAGAUGGACUUCGCUACCAUCCUGGCAACAGACAGAGCUGCUACCGCCUGGGCCGGGAUUAUACCCCACCCCGUCUGGCUGGAGACCUCCAUCAGACCGUUAUUCCCUCCCCCACCCCGUGCGUUUCAGAGCCAGUCCCGGGACGAACCUGAGACCCGCGAUCCUCACUACCCCGGGAUUGUCGAAUCCACUGAAGAAUAUAAAUUUGUGGAGAGACUCAUUCCACCCACCAGAAUUCCUGCUCCCCCCAAACACGACCAGUACCCCACCCCGUCUGGCUGGAGACCUCCAUCAGAUACUCCACCUGCCCUUCCUUACUUUGUAAGACGUUCCCGGAUGCACAACGUUCCAGUCUAUAAGGACAUUACUAGUGGCAACAGGCGGAUGACUGUCAUCAGGAAAAUUGAAGGUGAUAUCUGGGCCCUGGAGAAGGAAGUUAAGGAGUUCCUCACUCAGCUUGCUGGGAAACCACCACCUAUUCAAGUCAAUGAAGUCACUGCUAGCAUCCGUAUUAAAGGCUAUUUUGACAAUGAACUGAAAGAGUGGCUGUUGAACAAGGGGUUUUAAAUAAACAAACAGUUCUGUUUUCUUUGUGCUGAUUAAUACUAUCUGUCCCCUGCUAAGGAUGAUGUGUUCUUGCUUAUAACUAAUCUAGAUCCAGAUGAACCAGCUGCAAGGAACCACAGGGGCACAAGUUUCCAGUAACCUCUAUAUUAUACCCCAUCAAAAACAGGAAAACUCAUGUUAUCAUAUUAGCACAAUAUUGUUUGCCAAGAGAGAACUGUACUACGACACCCACAUGAACAAAACUCCAUCUUUUGCUCCACAGAAGAAUACGGUCUGAUUAAUUGUAUGUUUAUUUACACCACAUGAAAUGUACAGGAAAAGUUUACAAAAUGACCCUUCCCUGGGUGAUUGUUGCAAUAAAGUUAAUUUAAAAAAAA
This is a messenger RNA of Pelodiscus sinensis (Chinese soft-shelled turtle), 998 nucleotides long. The record is from RefSeq and is a predicted model, not a curated record. NCBI's taxonomy places the organism in Eukaryota, Metazoa, Chordata, Testudines, Trionychidae.